Myotis lucifugus (little brown bat) is the source of this 2179-nucleotide messenger RNA. RefSeq names its product WD repeat domain 4 (gene WDR4). Gene Ontology annotation, cellular component: cytosol; nucleus; tRNA methyltransferase complex. Gene Ontology annotation, biological process: RNA (guanine-N7)-methylation. The transcript is spliced from 12 exons. Gene Ontology annotation, molecular function: protein binding; tRNA (guanine(46)-N7)-methyltransferase activity. The record is from RefSeq and is a predicted model, not a curated record. The coding region runs from base 69 to 1328 and encodes 419 amino acids. Lineage: Eukaryota; Metazoa; Chordata; Mammalia; Chiroptera; Vespertilionidae.
UCACUUUCCGGCGCGGCGGGGCAGGGGCGCUGGGCGGCGCACGUGGGUACAGCGCGACGGCUGGGCUCAUGGCGAGUUCCGCGGGGCUGGCUCUGUGCGGGCGGGCGCUGGUGGUGCGGGGAGGCAGCCGGUUCCUGGCCACCACCACGGCGAGCAGUGAUGAUGACGGCGGCCUCUUCACAUAUGAUUGCAGUACUGCAGAAAAGAAGUCACAAGAAAAUAAAGGGGAGGACGGACAGCCCGUGGAGAAGGGGAGUGACACGAUCCUGGCGUCCACCUUCUCCAAGUCUGGCAGCUAUUUUGCUUUAACCGAUGACAGUAAGCGUCUGAUUCUUUUCCGUACAAAACCAUGGCAAUGUCUGAGUGUCAGGACCGUGGUGAGGAGGUGUACAGCCCUGACGUUCACGGCUUCUGAGGAGAAGGUUUUGGUGGCAGACAAGUCUGGGGACGUUUACUCCUUUUCGGUGCUGGAGCCGAAUGAAUGUGGCAAACUUGAACUUGGGCACCUGUCGAUGCUGCUGGAUGUGGCUGUGAGUCCUGACGACCGCUACGUCCUCACCGCUGACCGGGACGAGAAGAUCCGGGUGAGCUGGGCCGUGGCACCGCACAACAUCGAGUCCUUCUGCCUGGGGCACACUGAGUUCGUGAGCCGCAUCUUCGUGGUGCCCGACCACCCUGAGCUGCUUCUGUCCUCAUCCGGGGACUGCACCCUGAGGCUCUGGGAGUACAGACGUGGCCAAGAGCUGCACUGCUGUCACCUGACCGGCCUGCAGGAGCCAGCGGGGCCCCGGAGCGACAAGAGGUUUGCUGCAUCCAGGAUCACUUACUGGAGCCGGGACAGCUGUGUGGCGCUGCUGUGUGAUUGUGUCCCUGUGGUCUACAUCUUCCAGCUGGAGGCCCCCAGGCAGCAGCUGGUUUACAAGCAGCAGCUGUCUUUCCAGCACAGAGUGUGGGACAUUGCUUUCGAGGAGAACCGGGGGCUGUGGGUGCUGCAGGACUGCCGGGAAGCCCCCCUCGUGCUCUGCAGGCUUGUGGACGGCCAGUGGCAGCCUGUGCCUGAAGAUGCCACGGUGAAGAAAGUCUGCACGCAGCUCCGCGGGCACUGGGCCAUGCUGGAAGGCUCUGCUGGCGUGGACGAGGGCUUUAGCAGUCUGUACAAGGCCACCUUUGACAACAUGACCACUUACCUGAAGAAGAAAGAGGAGAGGUUGCAACAGCAGCUUCGGAAGAAGCGGCAUAAGAACCCGCCCCCUGGGCCCAACGGGCAGACCAAGAAGAACGUAACAUUUGGUGCAUCUCAUGCUCUACAUUUGAGGCGAUGGUGUUGACUUUUGCAAAGGCACAAACUUGAGAGCAUGGGAGUCAGUGAAGCUGCCCACCUGCCUGUCCUCCACACUGAAACUUGAUCUUGCUCUGGGCAAGGUCACCUUAAAAGCAACGUGGGUGGCCCACUUUGGGGGAUGCCAGCCAUGGGUCAUGAGGACACUGGAGCCGCCUGCGAAGAGGUCAGCAUGGCAAGGAGCUGAGAUCUGCCUACAGCCGGCGACUGACCGCCCGGACUGAGCCGUCUUGGAAGAGCUGCUUUCUCUACACAGAGCACCGUGGGUUCCUCCCCGCAGCACCAUUUACCCGAACCCUUCCGUGUUGACAUGUAUUUUUCUUUCUAAUUUCCCUUGCGAUUUCUUUGAUCGAUGGGUUAUUUGGAUGUAUGGUUUAACUUCCAGACAUUGGAUUCUUUUUUCUUCUCGUUACUGGUUUCUGGUUUUAAUUCCAUUGUGGUCUUAGGGUAUAUGCUGACUUCAUUCCUUUAAAAGUUACUGAGCUUUGUUUUCCGCUCCACAAACGGUUAUUUUACGUCCCUUGAAAAGAAUGUGUCUGAGCUGUUGGCAGGAGGAGGGUUUGUAAAUGUGGAUUAGGCGAUACCAACUUGAAAACUACCAUCUUCCUCAUCUUUGUGCACGUCUGUUAUUGAAAACAGUAUUUAAAUGUCUGUAAUUGUGGCUUUGUCUAAUUUUCCAUUGUCCUACUGGUUUUGCUUCAUGGAUUUAAAUAUUCUGAUAUUUGGUUUGUACACACCUGGAAAUUUGUUAUCGUGUGGAAUGACCCCAUCUUCAUGAAACAUCCUCUCUUUAUUUCCAGUUCUGUCCUUUGUUCUGAAGUAUAAAUUGAUGUUAAUGUA